Molecule: messenger RNA, 3136 nt
Organism: Gopherus flavomarginatus (Mexican gopher tortoise)
Lineage: Eukaryota; Metazoa; Chordata; Testudines; Testudinidae
Gene: HAMP
Product: hepcidin antimicrobial peptide
Exons: 3
Coding region: 2876-3121 (81 amino acids)
Biological process (GO): intracellular iron ion homeostasis
Cellular component (GO): extracellular region
Source: RefSeq, a predicted model, not a curated record
AAAGUUGCAAAAUGAAACUGCUUCCUAAAGAAAAUUUAAAUACUUGUUAGUUCUGUUUAUUAACAACUUUAAUAAUUAAUAUGGAAUGUCUAGAAAUUCAUCUGUAUUAUUUCUAUUAAGUAACACUGAUUGCUUUUCAAUUGCAUUUUUCUAGUCUUUUCAAAUCGUGUCAGAUUUCACUGCCUGUAGAUUAAAAUGAUCUCCUGGGUUUAAUCAAUUUACAUGCACUAAUUAGCUAGUGAUUAAACUAUUGAAAUAGUGUAAUACGGUACAUUUCAUAUCUUUUUUUCCCCAAAAAUAUUCGAAGCAUUUCCUUUUCUCAGGCCAAUCAAAAUAAUCAUGUUUAACUAGUUAAUGAAACAAACAACUGCCUUUAAGAAAUUAAAUGAAAACUUCCGUUCCCAAAGACAAUAAAGUCAAUAAACCUCUUCAUCGAAUGUGAUUACUUUAGGAAGAAGAGCCCUAGAAUCAAAUAACUGAAAACACUUUGCUACAUUUUAAAACGUCACAGGCAAAAGGUACAGUACGUUUAUUAAUUGAAUUAGUUCAUUUGCUUUUGGCAAACACAAGAAACAAACACAAUAAUUUAAUAUGUUUACAUUUAAAUAAACAAUUUAAGUAAGGUUAUUGUUUUUUGAAACAAUGAGUCAUUUUAUAAGGUAGCAAAAUUUCUCUUUCGUUUGAUUGAUCCAUGAAUAGUUUUGGCAAUUACUAGAAGCGAAUGAUUGAAAUAACUGAAUAAAUCAAGGUUUGAAUGUUGCAUCUGAUAUUGUGAAGAUCCUCGGUGCCUUUUGUUUAACAAGGCUGCGGCUGUAACUCUGUUACCUCGGUGAAUUUUCUUUUUAAAGGUGAUUAUGAAAAAUACAAUUAAAAUCCUCGGCGUUUAGAGGACAACAUUUCUUUUUUCUUUUUUUUAAAUGGGGCUUUUGCAGAAAUGUCAUUUAAUCAAUAAAGCUUCAGGCUUCGCGGAACUGAGGCAAUCGAAAGGAAAUUUCCCUCCGUGGAAAUUGUUUGUUCACAAGAACCAAACAGAAAGGCAGGAAUUGCUCUUAGCAGUUGCGGUGACACACGCGUUCACCAAAGAACAAUCAACACAUCUGCUUUGCAUUUUGGCCCCAAUCCUGCGAACACGUUCACGCUAAUAAUCUGAGCCAGUGGUUCUCAGCCAGGGGUACAGGCACCCCUGGGGGUACACAGAGAUCUUCCAGGGGGUACAUCAGUUCAUCCAGCUAUUUGCCUGGUUUUACAACAGGAUACAGAAAAAGCACGAGCGAAGUCAGUACAAACUACAAUUUCAUACAGACAAUGACUCGUUUAAACUGCUCUGUAGACUGUCCACUGAAAUGCAAGUGCAAUAUUCAUAUUCCAAUUGAUUUAUUUUAUAAUUAUAUAGUAAAAAUGAGAAAGUAGCAUUUUCUCAGUACUAAUGCGCUGUGACACUUUUGUGUUCUGAUGUCUGAUUUUAUAAGCAAGUCGUUUUUAAAUAAGGGGAAACUUGGGGGGAGGCAAGACAAAGCCGACUCCUGAAAGGGGGACAGAGCUAUGGCCCCGUUCAUUCCAGCAGAGCGGCAGAUGAUUGACACCAGCUGGGAUCUGGCCCAUUAGUGUUUCCAAAGUCAGAGUGUAAGACAGAGCGGAGUGACUCAUGUUACAUACAGCAUGAAUCCCCCCACCCUCCCACCCGACAGUGAAAUCCUUUGGCCCUGCUAUAAAUGGUCUCAUCCUUUUUUAGGGCUGGGUUUUGCAGGGGGGGGCCUCUGAAUAUCGGUGGGAACUGGCAGCAUGUCAGAGAUCCUCUCCUGUGCAAAUCACUAGUGAAAUCACUAGCUUGAUAAUUGAGACUGAGUGAAGAUUCCCCAUUUAGCGCUUGACCUGAAUCAAAAUACCCCACUUUGAAGAACUGUAGCCCCAAUCUUGCCUGUUUAACAUGGGACUAACCCUAUGUUUUUUCCAGCCAACGUGCCAUUAACCUGCGGAACUCCUUGCCACAUGAUAGUCAUUCAGGCCGAUGUCUUAGCAGCAUUGAAAACGAUAAGGCUUGGCUGCUUAUCUAGAUAAUACAAAUCCCCAUUUACAAUUCCCAGGGUGAAAUUGAUCAAGGUGAGUUUGGGAAGAGAGAGAAACAGGCCCCAGAAGGGGGCUGGGUGUGUGCCUCGCUCAUCAUGGUUACGUUCAAAUUCUGGGAUGAUGGGCAAUUAGGAUCGAUCGAUUGUUGCCCAUUUGGGGCUCAGGCGUAAUGAGUGCUGUGAUGGAAAACAAUAAAGAGUUCAUUCCCCCCCUUUGAAAUGCCGUGACCUAAUUAGCUGGCCAGCUCAAUCUCUCAUCUGGUGCCUGGAUCAUCUUGUGCCCGGGCGAAACGUUGCUAAACUUGAGAGAUUUACAAGAAAAGCUGAGGUCAUUCCUGUCCCAGCCUUGCUCCUAUCUCGGCCGUGGUGUCGCGGGGGCAGACACCCCGACCGUGGAACUUAAUGUAACUGUUUUGAAAUCUCAUUGGGACAAACGCCAGGAGGGAUUUAAGUCGAAGGCCUGCGAGAAUUAACGCACUGCUGAUCGACACCAGCUGGGAUCUGGCCCCAUUGACUCCAGUGGUGUCAUGGCCCAUUGACACAGGCUGGGGAGCCGACCGAUGGUUCGCUGGAAUUUUUAGCCUAGCUGCGAUAACCUUAUUGACGAGCUGUUUACGGUUUCCCUCGCCUCACCUGUCCUUUCUUGGCACGCGGGGGAUUGGCUGUUUCGGGACCGAGGUGGGGCUGACUGGCCUAUAAAGGCAGCCCUGGGUCCGUGGCCGAACUCAACCACCAGCUCAGCCCUUCGGAAACACACCAGAGGCGCGGGGAAGAGGAGACAGAAAAAUACAAGGCAGAGAAACAUCACAAUGAAGCUUCAAGUUGCCUGCGUGAUUCUCAUCCUCGUCAUCACUGCUCAGAACUCCUGCUGCUUCCAGGGCCAGACAGCAAAUCCUGCUGGUUUGUCAACGCAACAGAUAGAAACCAAAGAAGAAACUCAGGGUCUGCAGGCCCUGCUCCGGAGAGCCAAGCGCCACAACGCCCACUUCCCCAUCUGCACCUACUGCUGCAAGUGCUGCCGGAACCAGGGCUGCGGCUUCUGCUGCCGCACCUGAGCCAGCCGGCCGGAC